Molecule: messenger RNA, 2034 nt
Organism: Oncorhynchus tshawytscha (Chinook salmon)
Lineage: Eukaryota; Metazoa; Chordata; Actinopteri; Salmoniformes; Salmonidae
Product: sec1 family domain-containing protein 2-like
Exons: 4
Coding region: 1351-1650 (99 amino acids)
Source: RefSeq, a predicted model, not a curated record
CGCCACAUCACUGUUAAGAGACUCACAUGUGUUUGUGUUGUUGUUUUGAAAUAACUUUUCCUGACAAUUUUAUAGAAAUCUUGUAUUUUUGGUCGGUAUAAACGACAGUUGCAUUUACUAAAUGUUACCGAUUGAGGUCUUCACGUGUUUCCCCGGUCAGAUGUGGGACAAAGUGUUGUCAAAGGUAAAGAAAGCUGUUGUUUUCAUGGACGACAAGUGUGCUGAGAGUCUUCAUUGGAACGGUGGAGCUACAAGUGUAUUUGAGGCUGGGGCUCGUAAUUUAAAAGAGUUUUCAAGCUUCGAAGCCGGUGGUGAAAACGAACCAAAGGCUGUGUUUGUGGUGAGCACUCUGCUGAAGGGGAGGACAGCUGACAUUAUCAAAGACAUUAUUGGACUCAGUCACUUUCAGUAUUGUGUUGUUUUCACCACCGUAGCCCACUCUAUACAACUCCUCGCUAACAAUGUCACUGCUGAAUUAGAGGAGAACCCUGUGUUCCAGCAGUUUGAAGAGAAGCUGAGUGAGUGGAUGGGAGACAUGAACUACACCGCUGAAGUUAUACAUGCGCCUGUGGUCUUCACUCAGGUGUCACCACAGCUUCUUCUGACUCCAAUCUUCGCGCACCUGUUCCCACUGUUGCCACAGGACCUCUAGACCAUCAAAAUAAAGCGAACAGAGAAGAGGUUUGUCAGUUUGACUGAUUUUGACAUGCAGUCUCUUACUCCGGAGUUGCAGAUUGAAAUUAAAACCCUGACCUGUGCGGUUAAUUCCAUGUUUGAGUCCACCAGCACCCAGGAGGAGAACUUUGCAGUGGGUCCAAUGAGCCGUCUUAUUGCUGGGGAACUGGCCAACCAUCCUCAAGCAAAAAGCCGCAGAAAGACUGCCACCAAUAAAGCAUCCAUCGUCUUCAUCGACAGUGCAUAUCACAGUCUUGUACAAUGUCUGAUGUCCAUAAACAUGUCAAGCUGCAGCAGAGUCAAACACACAUGCACACUUUCCCCACAUCUCAAUGACAUAAUCUUGCUGCACCUCCCUUCCCAACAGAAAGGGUGUUUUAUUGUGACACUUCCGUAGUCCCUAUUCUAUACCACUUACACAGGAGUUUAUGUUUACUUGGACUAUGUUUUUGGUUUACAAUUCUCUGUUUGUCCUUGUCCUCAGGGGCUGCUGGUCACCAUGGUGACAGCCUGAUGGAGAAGAUCUUGACUGUGCUGCAACCUCUGCCAGGACACACCACUGAUGUUCAGGUGGACAUGCUGGAGCUCAUUAACCUGCAGCACAUCCCAGACUCCCAACCUACCCUGGCUCCAGGCUGCCUGGUACAGACCCAGUCGUCCAAAGCCUGAUUGCUAAUGGAAACGAUGCUGGCCAGUAAGCAGAAGGAGGCUGUGAUGGAGGUUCGUAGACAGCUGGUGGAGGCCGCCAGCAAGGAAAACCUGCCAAUCAAGAUGUGUCUGGGCCGUGUAACCCCGGAGCAGCUGUGUUCCUACGUGCAGCUGUUUAAAAGUAGCUGGGGGGGCUCUAGAGAGUCACUGUGGGGUGCUCCAGCUGGGCCUGGCCACCGCCCAGACCCUCCGCCACCCCACCCUGCCACGCUGGGACACCUGCCUGGCUUUCGAGAGACUGCUGCUGCAGGCUCUCGGAGACUCUGACUUUGCUGGUGUUCUGAGGCAGCUGCUGCCACUGAUGAAACCUCGCGGUGAGGAGGGGUCCAGCUCAGAGUCCAGUUCAGGUUCUCGGUCGGGGGAGGAUGAGUGUGGUCCAGACGAGCUGCUGGUGCUGCUGGUCUACCUGUACUCCCUGGCUGGAGAGGCUCUGGAGAAGGUGGAGAGGGAGCUGAUUGGAGCGCUCACCCUAGUCGUCACCAGAGAGACGGAGCUCAGCCCGCUGCUGCAGAAACUCACCAGUUAGGAGGGUGGGGGGCAGGGGUGAAGGGAACUGUGGGGUGGAUCUUGGCUGAUGGGGUCGCUGGUUUGCGUAUGUUUGAAAUAGUGGAACCUAAAAUUGCACCAUUCUCUUGAUAAGACUCAACUGAA